UUUGCUAUUCAUAACAGCAAUUUUUCCUUAACACAAUCUCAUCCGCGGCUUUGACAAACCUGAACAACAUACAGAUGGGGAAAUGACCUCUUAAGGAUAACCGUUAUCAUUACAUCGCAAAGGAAAGUCAUUAAGAGAUAUCCUAAUAAGAUGUUAACUUUGAGUGCAGAAGAUUUACAAGCGAUAGCGAAUGGCAGGAGUUACACAGGCCCUACGAACACCAUAGGUCAACUGCCUUUUGCUUUCCGGCUUACCGGUGUGUCAACUUACGCAAGAUCGUAGUCAGAUCGAUAAAGUGGCUUUGCAAUGGCGCGGUUAGUUUCCCUCGCAGUUCUUCUGUUGCUUUGUGAAUCUUCGCCAAGGACAAGUGCUCAUGAUUGCAGGGCUGGAGCAGAACAUUCUGUCACAGGCAUGAUGCUGAAGGGUCACAUUUACAAAACGAUGAGCGUAUCGCUCGGUCACGAGUGCUUGAAGGCCUGUUACAGAGACGUUACAUGUCAAAGUUUCAAUUACGUUCUCUCCCAAUCAACCUGUGAGUUCAGCAAUAGGAUUAAAGAAGCCAAACCUGAGGAUUUUGUACCGGAUCCCAACAGAUAUUAUUUCAAACGAGAUAGAAAAAGAGUCCCCUUGGGCUCCAUUCCAGAGCUACCCGCUGAAUCAUGCAAAGAAAUCAAGGCGAGUGAGGAUGGACAGGCGGUUAGCGGAAAACACUGGCUUAAUUCUAUUAUGAAAGAGGAGUCUGUACUUGCUUACUGCGACAUGGACACAGAAGACGCAGACGAGUGCACUGCUUCAGUCCCCGUUUGUGCCGUCAAUGCUUCGUGUCAGAAUCUUCAAGGCUCGUACAGUUGUUUUUGUAGACCUGGUUUCAGUGGAGAUGGAAAAGUCUGUACCUAUGUGAAUGAGUGUGCAAGCAACCCUUGUAUUAAUGGUGGAACAUGCGUGGAUGGUAUCAAUGGCUACACUUGUACCUGCCCACCAAAUUACAGAGGCAUUCGAUGUGAAAACGUCAGUUGUACUUCGACUUUAAAGAAUGUUGGCAAUCCUGUUACUCACCACAAUAAAUCUCCCACUCAAGGCGCUUGGAUGAAAGACCCGCUGGGUGUCAUGGGUAACGACACCAUAUUCGCUAUGGGAAGUCAUUACUCUAAUAACCAACUUGAGGAAUUUGAAAGCCUGGACAAGUUCAAAGCAGGAGUGACCCGCAAAACUUACACUCUUCCUUUCAAAUGGGAUGGAACAGGGGCAGUGGUGUAUGGAAAUCACCUCUAUUACAAUAGGGAAAAUAGCCAGUUUAUUAUAAAGUACAAUUUGCUCACAAGCAACAUCGAUAACAACAUCACUUUAAGUGGAUACUCACCAAGACGUAUAACCUACAUGUGGGGUGGAUACAGUGGGGUGGACCUGGCAGUAGACGAGCAGGGUUUAUGGGUAUUAUGGGGCAAUACAGGGAAUGGCAAUCGAUUGUCUGCCUCCAAAAUUGAAGGGGACGUCGUAGUAAACACCUACAACUUGUCUACAGAAAGUAUGGGCUCGAUGGGCAACGCUUUCAUGGCUUGUGGAGUGAUCUACUGCAUCGACAGUUACAAUGCCCAACCCACUACCAUCAACUUUGCCUAUGACACAAAGACUGGUAAUCAGUGGAACCCCAAUAUACAGUUCAGGAACCAGUAUGGCUACAAUUCCAUGGUAGACUACAACCCAAAAGAAAAACUAUUGUACGCUUGGGACAAUAGCCGACAGCUGACUUACUCCCUCACUUGGAAUUAAUUCAUUUUUAUCGUCGUUAAUGGACAGAUCGAUCGCUUUAAAUCUGAUGUAAAGUGCUAUUUAUUUUAAGGUCCUUUCCACACUACUGCGUUUUCAUUGAAAAACGUGUGGUUUUGAUGCGCUUUCACCGGUUAUCCACAAAAAGACCCCGAUAACUUUGGUGGGCACGGAGACUUUUGAAAAUAGUUUUAAACAAGGAUUUUUUUUGAAAACAAAUCGUUUUUCAACUUUCCGUUUUACUGUUGACUGUUGUAAACGGGAUGGUUUUUGAAAACAAACAAGAAGGGAUUUUGAAAAGCAUUUAACAAUAAAAAGUUGCGAUAAAACAUUUCUUAAAAUCAUUUUAAGAUUAAAAAUUUGCUAAAAGACGACAACGUUUCGAUGUUGGCUAAACCUCAUUAUCAAGUUAAAAAAUAUAUGUGUGUGAAUUUCAGUCUAUAAAUACUUAAAAAAAAAAUAGCUGAUUAAAAACCACAA
Molecule: messenger RNA, 2247 nt
Organism: Stylophora pistillata
Lineage: Eukaryota; Metazoa; Cnidaria; Anthozoa; Scleractinia; Pocilloporidae
Product: olfactomedin-like protein 2A
Biological process (GO): signal transduction
Molecular function (GO): calcium ion binding
Source: RefSeq, a predicted model, not a curated record